Molecule: messenger RNA, 939 nt
Organism: Prunus armeniaca (apricot)
Lineage: Eukaryota; Viridiplantae; Streptophyta; Magnoliopsida; Rosales; Rosaceae
Source: the annotation of a GenBank genome assembly
AUGGCUGACAGCAGUGGCGUUGUCACCGUAUACGGCAAAGGCGCCAUAUACGAAACCACGACCAAAUCCUCCCCAUUCUCCGUCAAAGUUGGCCUCGCCCAAAUGCUCCGCGGCGGCGUCAUCAUGGACGUCGUCAACCCCGCACAGGCCCGCAUCGCCGAGGAGGCCGGCGCAUGCGCCGUCAUGGCCCUUGAGCGCGUCCCCGCCGACAUCCGAUCUCAGGGCGGCGUUGCCCGAAUGUCCGACCCGCAGCUCAUCAAGGAGAUCAAGCGCUCCGUCACCAUCCCCGUCAUGGCCAAAGCUCGCAUCGGCCACUUCGUCGAGGCCCAAAUCCUCGAGGCCAUCGGCGUCGACUACGUGGACGAGAGCGAGGUCCUGACACUCGCCGACGACGAGCACCACAUCAACAAGCACAACUUCCGCGUCCCGUUCGUCUGCGGCUGCAGGAACCUCGGCGAGGCGCUUCGCCGGAUCCGGGAGGGUGCCGCGAUGAUCCGGACGAAGGGGGAGGCCGGCACCGGAAACAUCGUCGAGGCCGUGAGGCACGUGCGGCAAGUGAUGGGGGACAUCAGGGUUUUGCGGAACAUGGACGACGACGAGGUGUUCGCGUACGCGAAGAGAAUCGCGGCGCCGUACGAUCUCAUGAUGCAGACGAAGCAGCUCGGGAGGCUGCCGGUGGUGCAGUUCGCCGCCGGUGGCGUGGCAACGCCUGCCGACGCGGCGUUGAUGAUGCAGUUGGGGUGCGAUGGGGUUUUCGUCGGGUCGGGUGUGUUUAAGAGUGGUGACCCGGCCCGGAGGGCUCGGGCUAUUGUGCAGGCUUCGACCCAUUAUAGUGACCCAGAUGUGCUGGCUGAGAUCAGCUGUGGAUUAGGUGAGGCCAUGGUUGGGAUUAAUCUGAAUGACGAGAAGGUUGAGAGGUACGCGUUUCGGUCUGACUGA